AGGAAAAAAUUGUGCUAGAGUCAUGAAUUAUUCGUAUUGAAAUUCCAUUGGAUGUAUAACAUUUUAUAUAAAGUCAGUGCAAGUCAAGUGCUUUUAGCAGGUUUCACAAUAACAAAAACAGCAGCCUCAGACAACAACAGCAACAGCAUUGAGGAGUACAAAGAGAAAGUUUUUGCACGCCCCCGCAUCUUCAAGUAAAAGAAAUCUGCAUCAUUGUCGUCCUGCUUCAUAACCUGCAACAAUGCAACAGAACGCGACGAGCAAUCCAUUUUCAAUGGCCGCCUAUGGGGAGCGUCCUCAAAUGGGUUUAGAUGUGGAAUUCGGCGCCGAUCCGGCGAGUGGGGCGGCCUUCUUUCAGAGCGAUGGCAGGAAACACGAUGACCUCAAACAGAUGCUCGACAGCAAUAAGGACGGUCUAAAGCUUGAGGCAAUGAAACGCAUCAUUGGAAUGAUAGCUCGGGGACGUGAUGCCAGCGAUUUGUUUCCCGCUGUCGUUAAGAAUGUUGUUUCCAAGAAUAUUGAGGUCAAAAAGCUGGUCUAUGUGUAUCUGGUGCGCUACGCCGAGGAGCAACAGGACCUGGCCUUGCUCUCCAUCUCGACAUUCCAGCGUGCUCUGAAGGACCCCAAUCAGCUGAUACGCGCCUCAGCGUUGCGUGUAUUGUCAUCCAUUCGGGUGAGCAUGAUUGUGCCAAUUGUGAUGUUGGCCAUACGCGAUAGUGCCGCCGAUUUGAGUCCAUAUGUGCGCAAGACAGCGGCACAUGCCAUCCCCAAGCUGUAUUCAUUGGACGCAGAGCAAAAGGAUGAGCUCGUUAUGGUAAUCGAGAAGCUGCUAUCGGAUCGCACAACACUGGUGGUGGGAUCGGCUGUCAUGGCCUUCGAUGAGGUUUGUCCGGAACGCGUCGAUCUUAUACACAAGAACUACCGUAAACUGUGCAAUCUGCUUGUCGAUGUGGACGAAUGGGGUCAGGUCAUCAUUAUUAACAUGCUGACGCGCUAUGCGCGCACACAAUUCGUCGAUCCGAAUGCAGACGAGGAUGAGGGAGCGGCUGAUGCCCCAGCCAGUGAGCGUUUCUAUGAUGAAUCCACCAAUAGUAGCGGCAAUAGCGAUGGAAAUUCCAGCAGCGAAGAUGAGAACGAUGACAACAACAAGUCGAAGUUGCGCAACAGCAGCUCCAACAACAACAACAGCAAUAAUGGAAACAAACGCAGUGCGGGAAACUCACCCAGCAGCAGCUACCACAUCGACCUGGACCAUCGUUUGUUGUUGCGUCAAACGAAACCUUUGCUGCAGUCCCGUAACGCAUCCGUCGUCAUGGCCGUGGCACAGCUCUACCAUCAUUUGGCGCCUCGGAAUGAGGUGCAAUUGAUAGCCAAGGCUCUAAUUCGGUUGUUGCGCUCUCACAAGGAGGUUCAGAGUGUGGUGCUCACGUGCAUUGCGUCGAUGUCGACCAAACGCAAGGCCAUCUUCGAGCCACAUAUCAAGUCCUUCUUUGUGCGCACCAGCGAUCCUACACAUCUGAAGCUUCUCAAGCUGGACAUACUGACAAAUUUGGCCUCGGCAACGAGCAUAUCGCUAAUAUUACGCGAAUUCCAAACCUACAUCUCCAGCAGUGAUCGGUCGUUUGUGGCCGCUACCAUACAGGCCAUUGGACGUUGUGCGGCCAGCAUUAAGGAGGUGACCGAAACAUGCCUCAGCGGAUUAGUCCACUUGCUUUCCAAUCAUGAUGAACAUGUGGUGGCCGAAAGCGUUGUUGUGAUCAAGAAGCUGUUGCAGACCAAGGCUGCGGAACACUUUGAGAUCAUUACACAAAUGGCUAAGCUGAUUGACUAUAUAACAGUGCCGGCGGCACGUGCUGCCAUUAUCUGGCUAAUUGGCGAAUAUAACGAAAAGGUGCCGCACAUAGCGCCCGAUGUGCUACGCAAGAUGGCCAAGUCGUUUGUGGACGAGCAGGAUGUGGUGAAGCUGCAGGUGCUCAACCUGGGCGUCAAGCUCUAUCUGACCAAUGCCGAGCAGACGUCGUUGCUCUGUCAAUAUGUUUUCACACUGGCUCGUUACGACACCAAUUACGAUGUGAGGGAUCGAGCGCGUUUUCUACGUCAGUUUAUCUUCCCAACGAGCGGAACCAGCAGCGUCCUCUCACAGCAUGCUCGCAAAAUCUUUCUGACGGCCAAGCCAGCGCCAGUGCCUGAGAGCAAAUAUCGGGAUACGAAUAACUUCCAGCUGGGCUCGCUCUCUCACUACUUGAACAUGCGUGCUUCGGGCUAUAAGGAGCUGCCCGCUUUUCCUACUGUGGCGCCCGAUGCGAGUGUCCGGAAUAUUGCGGGCUACAUGCAGGAGAAGCUGCCGGGUGAUAGUCCCACGGAUGACACACACUCGAAGGCUGCCAGCGGCGGCAAGUCCUCGAAGAAUCGAGAGAAGAACUUCUUAUCCGAAUCAGAGGAUAAAUCCUCGGCCUAUUCAGAGUCCAGCAGCAGUGCCAGCAGCGGCAGUGACUCGACCAGCUCGUCUGCGUCGUCGGGCAGCGAGAGUGAUGGCGAUGACAACAAUGAUGUGGAUGGCAAACCGGCGCCAGCAGCAGCUGCUUCCAAAGCAAAAGAUGCUGUCAAGACGCCGGUGGCCAAAGUAACACCCACACUACUAGAUGCUGCAUCUGUGCCGGCAGCGGGCAAUAAUAAUAACAACAACGCCAUUGCCUAUUCGGGUACUUCGGACAGCGGGGAGUCCUCCGCUUAUAGUGGGAGCAGCAGUAGUAGCAGCAGUAGCAGCGACGAAGACGACGAUGUGACGGAUAACAACAGAGGCGAUGGGGGCGGGUCGGACAGCGAAGCUGAAAAGGCAUCCAAAUCCAAACCAAAAACCAGCACCAAUAAACCAACUGCAGUGGCAGGCAAAAGCAAUUUGGAUCUGCUGCUCGAUUUGGACGACAUACCGGCCAUUGGACCCGUAUUGACGCCGUCUCUGGGAGGAUUCUUAACGCCUGGCACGCCUAUGCUUCACGGUGCUGCGCUGCAGCCGCAGAGCGUGGAAAGUCACAUUGAACUGGUUGGUCCUUCCCACAUCGAGUUCAAGCACAAGGAACUGCUCAAUAGGAUUACCGGACAUGGCCUGCAAUUAUCGUAUCGCUUCACACGCGCCCCACAUCUCUACUCCUCGGCCAUGUGCUCCAUAGAGCUGCAGUUCCAGAAUCGCUCCCAGGACGAGAUCAGCAACAUACAGAUAGUUCAACAGACCCUGCCAGCGGGCAUGCAGUUGAGUGAGUUCGCUGCCAUUCCAAAGCUGCAGCCCCAGCAGAUAGCAACUGCUGUUCUGGGCGUGGACUUCAAUGACUCAACGCAUGCGAUUGACUUGGAGCUGCAGUCCAGUGCGGGAAAUGCGCGCUUCACACUAAAGCCGCCCAUCGGCGAGCUCGUGAGGGCCGUGCAGAUCAGCGAAAGCUGCCACCAGUUGGAACGCAACAAACUCGGCGGCAUGAACGAACACCAAUGUGUGCUGCGAGGUGUGCAACGGGAAAUUGUGGAUGUGGCGUCGCUCAAACAGAAACUCUACGAGUUCAUCAAUGUGGCCCACACAUAUAGCUCAGCAACAGCGCAAUUGCAUUGCUUCGCCGGCCAGACAUUCGCCUCCAAGAGUCUGGUGCUCAUCACGCUCGAAUGGCAAAAGGACGAGGCGCUCACAUUGGUGGUUAAUUGCGAGAAAAUGGUCAUUGGAUCCAUGGUGUUGAACGAGCUUCGCAACGCCCUCCAACAAAGCUUUGGCAUGUAGAGGAGUAACGAGAUAGAUAGAAAAUGAGAGAGAGAGAGAGAGAACGAGCGCGUGUAGGAGCGGUGCAGCAUAAGAUAGAGCAAGAUAAGCAAGCCUUCUUCUUUCCUAAAUCGUAUACCUAAGUUAGAAGUUUGCUGCAACCACAGCAAACAAUUCUCCAACUCACAAAACACUAUACAUAAAUGUACAUUCAGUUGAAAUUGUUAAAUGAACAAAUUUAUAUUCUUAAACUUAAGCCAAAGCUUACGCAUGGUUUCCGUCAACUCGAAUAUGAACAACUAUUAUGACGCUCUAAACUAGAACAAUGCCGCAAUAAUAAUGACGUAAGCUGAAUUCAAAAUCUAUUGCUUCUAAAUUUUAUAAUACAAUUAAAAACAAACAAACAUUUGUCAUGCA
Scaptodrosophila lebanonensis is the source of this 4159-nucleotide messenger RNA. RefSeq names its product AP-3 complex subunit beta-2 (gene rb). Gene Ontology annotation, cellular component: AP-3 adaptor complex; membrane coat. NCBI's taxonomy places the organism in Eukaryota, Metazoa, Arthropoda, Insecta, Diptera, Drosophilidae. The record is from RefSeq and is a predicted model, not a curated record. The transcript is spliced from 4 exons. Bases 242 to 3763 code for a protein of 1173 amino acids. Gene Ontology annotation, biological process: vesicle-mediated transport; intracellular protein transport.